Molecule: messenger RNA, 909 nt
Organism: Symbiodinium sp. CCMP2592
Lineage: Eukaryota; Dinophyceae; Suessiales; Symbiodiniaceae
Source: the annotation of a GenBank genome assembly
AUGAAAGCCAUCGUCGCUGCUCUCUUCGUCUCAGCUUGUGCCGCAGUACGCCACACGGGCAGCAGCCCGGAGAGCCCGCAGCCAGGACUAAUCUACCCGUACGUGCUGCGAUCCGCGAGGAUGUCCGAGGAAGACCUCGAAUGGUUGAGAGACUACGCAGCCCCUGAAUGCGUAGACUCGAGCAAGACGCAGAUGUGUGAGUGCAUCGGUGAUAAGGCCGCGGCCAAGUGGCCCGGCUACGGAAUCCAGGUCAUGAUGGGCACGGGUGGUCUGGGCCACUGGCAGCGAGUCGCUGGCGCUUAUGCCAUGCUCAUGUGGGAUGAAGGGACAUAUAUCUGGUUCAUGCGCCAGCCCGGUCCCAAGAAGUGCGAGGAGCCGCCGCAAGCUCCGCUGCCACCCCCGCGAUCAAAGCACGCUGUUCCGCCUCCACCAGAGAAGGAUGCGUUGCCACCUCCGGCUCCGCAGGAGAAGGAGGCUUUGCGACCUCCGCGUGCAAAGGGGCCGGUACCUCUAGCAAAGGACAUGAUGAAGCCUCUGCUGGGGAAGGCUCCUACUGCCGGAUCCGCCGGAAAAUCCUCGGCACCGCCUCCGGACUCACUGGACGAUGACUCCUUCUGGGCAAAGCUCGGCACAGCUGACUCCGCAGACUCCACUGAGACCGGGUCGACGAAAGUGUCAAGUGGGAAGCCGCCUCCUGGUGUUCUGGUAGGCAAGCGGGUGCUUCCCGACUCCUUCUGGGGCUCUGCUGGCCCACCGAAAUCGGCUAUGUCGGGCACGUCGGGGCAAACAGAGCAGUCGUGGUGGAGUUCCGUGUAUGACCAAAGCACCCAAGGGAGCACCCGUCGCAGCACUCAACAAGGGUCGGAGCUGUCAGGUGGAAAGCCGCCUCCACCGCCUAGAGGGAAGUAG